AUUCGUCUCGCAAAUUACUCUCUAGCUAUGUUCUUAAUUUUUAUAAAUAAUCUACAUUUAGUAUUUUAUAUGUGUCCAAACAUUCAAUAUAAACUCUCCACGCAGUUACUGUACUAUACUAGUGUACCCUUCAGUUACUCCCAUUCACCGCUCUCCACCUGCCAACCUCCUGAAUACCCGAUCGAUCCCGACUUGCACCUCAACGCAACGCAACAGAAGCAAACACGCAGAGAGAUAACCGAGAGUCCGAGACAUGGCCAGCAAGGGCAGCAUCGCCUUCGCAAUGCUCUGCGUCGCGCUGGCGCUGGCGCUGCACGCCGCCACAGCGGCUGCCAGGACCGUACCGGCGGUGACGGGCGUCUCCUCCACGUCCACCGGCACCACCUCGCUACCGGCUGCGGCGGCCAGGACCGUGCCCGUGCCUGGCGGCGUCUCCUCCACGUCCACCGGAGGCACCGCCUCGCUCCCGGUCCCGGCUGCGUCGGCCGGCACCAAGAACGACCACAACACUGGCUCGGGCGGCGCCGGCGUGGCGGACAAGAAGAACCUCUUCGUGGGCGUGGGCGGCAUGGGCGACCUCCCGGGCUUCCCGGCCGUGGGCGCCGGGUACGGCGUCGGCUUCGGCAACAACGGCGGGGGCGUCUUCAGCGGCGUCACGGGCCCGCUGGGCGGCGUCGGGGGCGGCGUCGGAGGCGUCGGCCCCCUUGGUGGCGUCGGCGGCUUCGGGCCCCUCGGCGGCGGCGGCGGCGGUAUCCCGUUCGGCGGCUUCGGUGGCGGCGGCACCCCCUUCGGCGGCGGCUACGGCGGAGGGGGCGCUGGAGGCGUCACGCCGUGAGCUGGCCUGCGGGAGGCAUGGUAGUGACGUCUGGUCGUGAGCGCACCGAGCAAGGGUGCAUGGCGUUCGCACGACCUGGUCUAGUUAGAUGCAAUCGUGUGUUGCCGGUGGUACGUGAGCGUGGCAUGUAGGAGCAACAAUAAUAACGUGCUUUGUAGCGCUGUCUGUGCGGCAUGUUCGUGUGUUCCUGUGUGUGGCUGCAGUGCGCAGAGAGGUUGGAGUCUGUAAAAGUUAGGGCUCCCGAGGUCCGAGUCCGGGAGUGUGCUUGUGUGUGAAUCCAGCUUAUGUGUGUGCUCAUGUACCAGCCGCGUGCUAGCUAGCUGCAAGUACUUGUUAAAUGUGAUGUGCAUUUGUGCUCA
Molecule: messenger RNA, 1194 nt
Organism: Sorghum bicolor (sorghum)
Lineage: Eukaryota; Viridiplantae; Streptophyta; Magnoliopsida; Poales; Poaceae
Product: glycine-rich cell wall structural protein
Exons: 1
Coding region: 254-835 (193 amino acids)
Source: RefSeq, a predicted model, not a curated record